Dibothriocephalus latus is the source of this 207-nucleotide messenger RNA. The record is from the annotation of a GenBank genome assembly. Lineage: Eukaryota; Metazoa; Platyhelminthes; Cestoda; Diphyllobothriidea; Diphyllobothriidae.
AUGUUGGCGGAGUUGCCUUCAAGGUGUAGUUUAGUGGUGUCUAACAAUCCAAUCGCUGAACACGAGGAAUACCGACCGGUUGUUCUGGGCACCCUGCCACACCUGGAGAAGCUCGACAAGGAGGCGGCAACCAAGGAUGAAAUCGCGGAGGCGAUUAACCUAGUCGAGACCCGGGUAAGCCAACUGCUUCUAGCAUCAAGAAAUUAA